Oryza brachyantha (malo sina) is the source of this 2221-nucleotide messenger RNA. Its product is annotated as zeta-carotene desaturase, chloroplastic/chromoplastic. The transcript has 14 exons. Gene Ontology annotation, molecular function: 9,9'-di-cis-zeta-carotene desaturase activity. Lineage: Eukaryota; Viridiplantae; Streptophyta; Magnoliopsida; Poales; Poaceae. Gene Ontology annotation, biological process: carotenoid biosynthetic process. The coding region runs from base 106 to 1815 and encodes 569 amino acids. The record is from RefSeq and is a predicted model, not a curated record.
CCCGCACUCCUCGAGCUCGCUCACGCCAUUUAUACUCCUCCUCCUCCUAGCUGCGUGGAGGCGUGGAGGGGAGGGCUACUGGUGGUUUCUUUCUGCUGCUGAGCCAUGGCCAUGGCAGCCACGUCCUGCGCGCCGGCCACGCUCGGCCCGGCGUCGUUCGCCGGCGGCGCUCGGCGGGGCACCGGGCGCCCCGCCAGGGUGCGCUGCUCGCUCGACAGCAACGUCUCCGACAUGGGCGUCAACGCUCCAAAAGGACUGUUCCCGCCGGAGCCGGAGCACUACAGGGGACCCAAGCUCAAGGUGGCCAUCAUAGGGGCCGGCCUCGCCGGCAUGUCGACCGCGGUGGAGCUCUUGGACCAGGGUCAUGAGGUUGAUCUGUAUGAGUCCCGGCCAUUUAUCGGCGGCAAAGUUGGUUCUUUUGUGGAUAGGAAAGGGAACCACAUUGAGAUGGGCCUUCACGUGUUCUUCGGCUGUUACAGCAAUCUUUUCCGUCUUAUGAAGAAGGUUGGGGCUGAUGAAAAUCUGCUAGUGAAGGAGCAUACCCAUACGUUUGUAAAUAAAGGAGGCACGAUUGGUGAACUCGAUUUCCGGUUCCCUGUGGGAGCUCCGUUACAUGGUAUCCAAGCAUUUCUAAGAACUAGCCAACUCAAGGUUUAUGAUAAAGCAAGAAAUGCAGUUGCUCUAGCUCUAAGCCCAGUUGUUCGAGCUCUUGUUGAUCCAGAUGGUGCAUUGCAGCAAGUACGGGAUUUGGAUGACGUAAGUUUCAGUGAUUGGUUCUUGUCCAAGGGUGGUAGUCGGGAGAGCAUCACAAGAAUGUGGGAUCCUGUUGCCUAUGCUCUUGGUUUCAUCGACUGUGAUAAUAUCAGUGCUCGUUGCAUGCUUACCAUUUUCACUCUGUUUGCCACAAAGACAGAGGCAUCUUUGUUACGCAUGCUAAAGGGCUCACCUGAUGUUUACCUAAGUGGUCCAAUAAAGAAGUACAUAACAGACAGGGGUGGUAGGUUUCAUCUGAGGUGGGGAUGUAGGGAAGUUCUCUAUGAUAGGUCGCCUGAUGGGGAUACCUAUGUUAAAGGCCUUCUCAUCUCCAAGGCUACAAGUAGAGAGAUAAUCAAAGCAGACGCAUAUGUCGCAGCUUGUGAUGUCCCGGGGAUCAAAAGGUUGCUACCUUCUGAAUGGAGGCAAUGGGAUACAUUUGACAACAUCUACAAGUUAGAUGGUGUUCCUGUCGUAACUGUGCAACUUCGCUAUAAUGGAUGGGUUACUGAACUUCAAGAUUUGGAGAAAUCAAGACAACUGAAAAAGGCAGUUGGCUUGGAUAAUCUUCUCUACACUCCAGAUGCGGAUUUCUCCUGUUUUUCAGACCUUGCACUUUCAUCUCCUGCUGACUACUACAUUGAAGGACAAGGUUCCCUGAUCCAAGCUGUGCUAACCCCUGGCGAUCCUUACAUGCCAUUACCGAACGAGGAGAUAAUUAGCAAGGUUCAAAAGCAGGUCUUAGAAUUAUUCCCAUCAUCAAGAGGCUUGGAACUUACAUGGUCGAGUGUGGUGAAAAUCGGUCAAUCGUUGUACCGUGAGGCUCCAGGAAACGAUCCAUUUAGACCUGAUCAGAAGACUCCAGUUAAAAACUUCUUCCUGUCCGGCUCUUACACAAAACAGGACUACAUUGACAGCAUGGAAGGGGCGACUCUCUCAGGCAGGCGAACAGCGGCCUACAUCUGUGGGGCUGGAGAGGAGCUGCUCGCCCUGCGAAAGAAGCUCGUCGUCGACGACAGCGAGAAGGCCCUGGGGAAGGUUGAGGCCCUUCAGACAAGCUGAGUUUCAGAAUGGCACUCUUGCUGGAGUGGACUGGGAAGGUUGAGGCCCUUGCAGGCGAUUUCUGCAGCGACUCCUGUAAAAAUCCUGUCUGAGCACUGGAUCGAUUUUGCCGCUGCCAUACACGAAAUUGUUGGCCCGUUCAUGGUGUUUUCGAUAUAAACUUUGUGAUUUGAGACCAGAGUGUGUAGGUUGGCAUACGGGAUUGCAUCAGGCAGCGUGUAGUUCUUCAGCUUAACCGAUCAUUGAACCCAUUGGUAUAUUUUGUCAAAAAUAUAGUGCACACAUCACUUGAAAUCUUGUGAGAGAUGGUGCUUAAUUUGAUGAGUCCUACAGCACUUUAUAGGGUUUAUUACUUUAUUUAGGCUUGUAUAUAAGGUGUACUAUAAUAUUGUGUGGUGGUGUUCAG